Messenger RNA from Ectocarpus siliculosus, 1913 nucleotides. Lineage: Eukaryota; Phaeophyceae; Ectocarpales; Ectocarpaceae. The record is from the annotation of a GenBank genome assembly.
GUCCGCGCGGGGAAUUGUUGCUUUUGUUUCCUUUCGUUCGUGUUUUACCUCCGUGCGUGCGAAUGCGUCGGUUGACGCCGGGAACAACCAAACGCAUCUCGCUGAUCGAUCGAUCGAUGAAGGCUGAGUCCAACCGGGUGCUUGCCGAGGUUAAGACGCAAAGUACACGGUCCCGCAGGCUGCUGCACGCCAUGCCGUACUGCAUGUCGCUGACGCAGCGCAUGAGGGUGUUCGAGCACCUGGUCAAGGCGGACAAGCAAAGGCAUCAGCCAGAGAACACCCCUGGGGUUCCAAUUCGAGUCAGAAGAGGCCAUGUGUUGGAGGAUGGGCUGGCCGCUCUCGGGUCCGGAGGGCGAGCAGAAGGGCAGACGAAGAGGAGGCUAAUCGUGAUGUACACGGGCGCGGCGGGGCACGAGGAGAGCGGGAUCGACAUGGGGGGGCUGUUCAAGGACUUCUGGACGGACCUGUCAGCGCUCGCCUUCGACAUCAACUACGGCUUGUUUAGGGUUACCAAGGAGGGUCUCAUGUACCCCAACCCUAGCUCGGGCAUGGUACACGGAUCCGAGCACCUGCGGUUGUUCCAGUUCCUCGGGCGCAUUCUUGGCAAGGCUCUGUACGAGGGAAUCACGGUUCAGCCGGAGUUCGCGACGUUUUUCCUGGGGUUCAUCCGAGGGGACUACAACUUCCUGCACCUCUUCCACGACCUCCACGGCCUGGACCCGGAGCUGUACCGCAACCUCAUGUUCCUCAAGACGUACGACGGCGGGGACGUGGAAGACCUCUGCCUCACCUUCACCGUGGCGGACGAGGAGUUCGGCGCCAACAAGGAGGUUGAUCUCAUUCCGGGCGGAUCUCGCAGAGCUGUGACCUCAGCAAACAGGCUGGAGUAUGUUAACCGUGUCGCGAAACACCACCUCGUCGACGGCGUCAAGCCGCAAGCGGAGGCGUUUGUUCGAGGUCUGUGGGAGGUGAUCAACCCGCAGUGGCUGCAGAUGUUCAGUGAGCCCGAGCUGCAAGUCUUGAUUUCCGGGUCGAACAAGACGGUGGACGUGGAGGAUCUCAAGCGACACACGAGGUACUCCGGAGGGUUCGUCGGCAUGGACCGCACCGUGAAGCGGUUCUGGUCCGUCGUGAGCGCCAUGAGCGCCAAGGAGAAGGCGGCGCUGCUGAGGUUCGUCACCAGCUGCGAGCGGCCGCCGCCCCUGGGGUUCGAGUCGAUGCAGCCGCCGUUCUGCGUGCACCGCGUGGGGAUACGGUCGGACGGGGAGAGGCUGCCGACGGCGAGCACGUGCUUCAACACGCUCAAGCUGCCGACCUACUCGAGCGAGAAGGUGCUCAGGGAAAAGCUGUUGACGUCCAUUUUCUCCGGCACCGGCUUCGAACUGUCUUAGGCAGCGAAACGGUCGGGAUGGCGUUGGGAAGGCCUUGCUCUUUCACGGCGGCGUGGACGGCGCCGAUGGAAAUGUCGUGCCUAGUGCUCAGGACCAUGCAGUUAGGUUUAGGACCAUUCAGAGGGUGGCUCUUGGUUGCUGCCGCUGUGUGCUGUGCGGCGCCGUUGGUGCUGUCGCUAUACUAGUCACAGCGGUGUGGUCGGAGAGUAGGGUGGUAGAUUCAUUUUUGUGACGGGAGCAUUGGAGAGGUGUGUGUCGUAGCGCGUUUUCUUUCGUUGGUCUGGUGAUGUUGUUGGAGAAGAGGCAGCUGUGGAUAUCUGCUACUCUACUGGCCGGCGCCAUCCAGUUUACGAUACACAUCGGUGGUGUCCUGAACGUACGCAUGUGGAUAUAUUGGUGAGUGUUUUCAGGAACUACAAAAAUUGUUUCUUCGACUGACUGUAGAUCGUGAGCUUGCAAAACCUCCCAGGUAGCCAAUGCUUCCUUCACAAGUAGAUGGUGACCAUAACUGCUGUGGGAGAG